Messenger RNA from Aspergillus ibericus CBS 121593, 832 nucleotides. Its product is annotated as DUF3602 domain-containing protein. The record is from RefSeq and is a predicted model, not a curated record. The transcript has 6 exons. The coding region runs from base 118 to 501 and encodes 127 amino acids. Lineage: Eukaryota; Fungi; Ascomycota; Eurotiomycetes; Eurotiales; Aspergillaceae.
CUUUCCCGCCACUUUGCGCGCUUUCUUUCCCUCCCUCCGACUUGGCAAGAUUACAGUGUCGCAAACUACCUACUAUCUGCUAGCACCUGUUCCACGAUAAAUACUACAACAACCACCAUGGGCGAACACGAACCCAUCGUCUCCCACGGCCGAGGAGGCCAAGGCAACAUCGGCGCCGAUUCCACCGAAUACGUUGACGGCGGUAUCAUCCGCGAAGGUAUCUACGGUGACCAAGGCGAUGGCGCUUAUUCCGCCGGUCGCGGCGGCGCCGGCAACAUCGGCUCCCCGCACGUCCGUCCAACAUCCAAAGUACCCCACGACGCGGAAAUAGUUCCCGAGUUGGCGAUUCGGCAAUCCACUGAUGGGGAUUAUCAUACUGGACGCGGCGGCCAAGGUAACGUCCACCUCGAUGAAGAACACAGAAAGGAUAAGCAUCAUAAGGCGCCGGCGCAUGAGGGGUUGGCGGAUAAAUUGAAACAUAAGCUGUUUGGGCGGAAGUGAAUUAUCAUUCCCUUUUGAUUUGGUUGCAGUGGGGUGGUGGGGUGUGUGGUGUGAGGUGAGAUGAAGUGAGGUGAGGAUGCUGUGUUUUUUAUACUAUUUUUAUGUGUCUUUGUGCUUUUGUUGUUGAUGAGAUUCCCUGUUGUGUUGUUGUUGUUGUUGUUCUUAGAAUUAAUAUGUUUGUGUGUUAUGCGCGGCUUCAUGGGGUUCUUCUUCUUCAACGGAGUAGGUGUUAGGGGUUUGAGUUAAGGGUUGUAUGAGAUAGCCGGUAUGCUGUUAAUGCGACGAUCUCUACUAAAAAGGUGUAUGAAGAAAGACACGCCUGUAUUCAUGC